This is a messenger RNA of Scylla paramamosain (green mud crab), 4744 nucleotides long. RefSeq names its product enoyl-CoA delta isomerase 2-like. Gene Ontology annotation, cellular component: mitochondrion; peroxisome. Lineage: Eukaryota; Metazoa; Arthropoda; Malacostraca; Decapoda; Portunidae. Bases 186 to 1151 code for a protein of 321 amino acids. The record is from RefSeq and is a predicted model, not a curated record. The transcript has 8 exons. Gene Ontology annotation, molecular function: delta(3)-delta(2)-enoyl-CoA isomerase activity.
UUAAGGCAGCCGACACCGCAGCCGACAUCAGGCAGCCGACACCGCCGCGAAGUUGCUACGCGCUAGUGUGUUGUGAGCAGGCGUAAGGGUGGUGUGUGAGUGUGGCUGUGUGGUCUCGGACAACUGAAGCGGACCAAAACACCGAUUAAGCUGAGUUACUUGACUAGUGUCUCUUGGUGUCGAGAAUGUCACCUCAGAGAGCACUGUUCCUCAUCCAUAGGAAUCUGAGAAUUGGGUCAGGAUGGAGCAAACGCCCUCUAAGUUGUCCACAGACACAUCCCUAUCUUCCACCUGGCCAUUGCUGCCCUCUGCCAUCCCUUGUCAUCAACACUGUUCGUGCUUUGUCAUCUGAAGCACCAGGUGGGCCAAGCUGGGGUACACCAACAGCAGAUAACAGUCGGUAUGACAAUCUUCAUGUGACCUUCAGGGAUGGUGUUCGCACAAUCACUUUCAAUAGGCCCGAAAAGAAAAAUGCUGUCACUGAGAAGAUGUUUGCAGAUGUUGUUUGUGCCUUAGAAGAAGCUGUCAAGGAUCCAGACACUGUAGUGACAGCCACCACUGGAGCUGGCACUGUUUUCUGUGCUGGGAAUGAUAAGACAAACUUUCAGAACUUGACAAUGAAGCAGGUUGAAGAACUUUUGACCAGACACAUGGCAGCUUUUAUUGACUUCCCCAAACCUCUGGUGGCUGUAGUGAAUGGGGCUGCUGUUGGGGUUGGCACCACUCUUCUGCCACUCUAUGACAUCGUGUAUGCUAGUGAGAAGGCUGUAUUUUUCACACCAUUCUCAAGCUUGGGCAUCACAGUUGAGGGAUGUUCUAGCUUUACCUUUCCACGCUUUAUGGGUCAGGCGAAGGCUUCUGAAAUUCUGUUGUUCAAUAAAAUGGUCACAGCAAAAGAAGCAUAUGAACUUCACUUGGCAACAGAGGUAUUUCCAGCUUCUAAUCUUUAUGAAGAGGUGUGGCCUCGCUUACAGGCCAUGGCAAAACUUCCCCAGAAGUCUCUCAUCUACAGCAAAGCCCUAACUAGGGAUGUGAUUAAAGACGCACUACACAAGGUUAAUAUUGCAGAGUGCAAGAGAGUGACUGAACGCAUUAUGGUAGAUAAGGUAACUAAAGAAGAAUAUGAUAAGUAUGUUGUUGACAACUUCUAAGGUGAUCAUUCUCUUACCAAGUGAAAUGAGUAAUCAGAUACAAUUCUUUUAAAUGCUGUACAUCUUUGAGAAAGAGAUUCUGUAUACUUAGUUUCAGAAGUGUGUAUGUAUAUGAAAACUACCUUCACAGUAUAAACAAGAAUACUUUUUAAAAUAGAAAUGUGGGAUUCAAGGAUGAAAUGUUUAGUGUUCUUGCAACAAAGAAUAAGUGUAAAUAAAAAAAUAGCAUAUAUAUAUAUAUAUAUAUAUUAUAUAUUUUUUUUAAAUUGUGAAUUAGUUGGUAGAUACCAUUGCAUACUGUAGACUUUACCUUUUUUAAGACUAUAACAAUUGUGUGUGUGUGUGCAUUUUAUAAAAGUUUGAUUGAAAACCAGGUAAACCUUUCUAUUAUUAUCUUAAACACUCUCUUUAUCUUAUGCCUAUUUAAAAAAAAAAAAAACUACCUAUGGAAGGCUAGAACAACACACACACACACACACACACAUAUAUAUUACAUGUAACAAAUUUUUCAAAGGUAUAAGGGAGCCCUCAAGGGUACUUAAACAAAUAUUCUUAUACACUCAUUUAUUCGACGUAAUGACAUAAAAUCAAGUGUUUCUCAGUGUUGUUAUUGAGCAGAUAAAAUAUCAUCUGUACAUGGAGCUGGGAGACAGUAGAGAAAGGAAGGUUGCUCCCUCCUGUGUUACUGGAGUGAAGUAUAAUUGACUUCCUGCUCAUAAUAACUAAGCAGUUAGCCAGGGAGUUUAUUGUUACAGGAAAAGUACUCAUAGCUGGAAUAUGAGACAAAGUGACAGUAAAUAAAGAAGAAAAUGAAGAAGUAUAAUGAUUCUAUUGAGGUUUUAAACUCAGAAUUGUUCGGCAAGUAAAAAUUCACCUAUACAAAAUAUUUCAUUGGUGCUAAUAUCUAUUAAUGGAAUUUUAUUGAAAGGUAUUUCCAAUAUUCUCAGGGCAAUGUAUUACAGUCAUUUCAAUUAGUAGAAAGAUUAUCUUCCAAACUGAUAUAGUUUUUCACUUCAAUUUGAACUGUUACUGCUAAAAUUAACAGAUAUUAAAUAAUUUGUACUAAAAAUAAAAAUUAACACCUGAGUAACUUUUUGGAGCCUAAAUGGUAAUUUGAUACAGACAGUUUCUUCAUUUUUAAUAAAGAGAUAUGUAUGAUAUGUAAGAUUAUACCUCAGGAGGUGCUUCUGUUGAAAAAUGCUGUAGUCCAGUUCAAAAGAUAAUGUCAGUAAUGGCUGUACACAAAAUUAGACAUCUGAAGGGACAUCAGAUGAAUCAGGAGCAUUAAAAUGUCCUGAGUAAUUAAAUAAUAUAUUUAGCAUAUUUACAAGAGCAAAUCAAAGGAAAUAUUGGGCAGAGAGAACAAAAUUAACGAGGAAAAUGUUCAUAAAAGAAAACUUCUAUCCACAUCACUCAAAACAAUACUUGACAGGAAACGAAGAUCGGCACAACGUGAUGAAUUUGAAGAUCAUACAUGGCUUUCAUUUUCAUAUUCUAAUGCAACACAAGACACAAUAUCUGGUGACAUUACACAAUGAUAGAAUGAUACACAUGUACAAGUGUGUGGCCUACAAAACAAAGGCUGCUGUGUCAUACCAGUAGUGGCAGCUAGAAUGAGAUAACAUCUUGGGGUGGCCUGGUUAGAAUUUAAGAAAAAAAUUCCUUUAUAAUUGCAUGGAAAUGGGGCUGUUUGAUUGUACUUUUUAAUUUUGUCACUAUUUUCCUUAUGAAGAAAGGAGUAAGUUUUAAAAGUACAUUACUGCAACUCUUCAAAGACUGCAUUGUACCCACAACACAAUACAAGGCCCCACUCAGUAAAUGACAGUUAAGCACAGGAGUACACAGACAGACCACCUUUAGUGCACACGUCUACACAUAAUGUACAACUCUGAACAUGAAUUCCCUCCCCCUUGGCCAUACAUGUGUAUUUAUGCAUGAUCCUUAUGCAGCCGGUAUAACAGAUAAGAGUUUAGCUUGUAAUAUAUUAUGAACUUAUUAAGUAAUUAAUGGUGUUAUGAGCCUUUAAGGAGUUCUUGCCAGAUUGAAAAGAAUACUUUACCAUUUUACAUAAGUUUAAAUACAUUGGUUAUAUUUCAAGUUACUUGGUUAUAUUUCAAGUUUAGAAAAUUUCAGCUAUGGCUCAGUACACUUCCAAGCCAAGCUAUGACACAAACAAUAAUUAAGAGAUGCUGGGAAACUGGAGAAGCAAAUAAGCUGUACUUUAAUGACAUGAAAUAUUAUGAUCUGUACAUUGAUUCUCACAAUGGAUCUUUCCUCAUUAGAAAAAAUAUUCAUCACUGUGAGGCAUCUCUAUUACUAAUUCCUCCCCAAAAUAACUUUUGUGGUGUAACUAAAGUGUGAAUAUCUGCUCAUCAGUAUGCACAUAUUCUCAUAUGAUUUAAUAAUCUUAUCACCAUAAAUCAAUAGGGAAGUAACAAAAAUAACAUGAAAGAUGUUUCAAUUUGACUCAGUCCAGAACUUAACUAACAACUAGCUACUUUAGUGGCCUGUCCUGAAAUUAAGAGAGGACAGUGCUAAGAAACUGUUGUUUGGAGCUUAAUAAUGUCUAUAAAUAUUAAGAAAAUUACACAUGGUGGGAACAAAUAUCAGGAAUUUUUCAUAUCAAAAUAAAUACAUAAUUGAGGAGGAAGGCAGAAACAUCUAAGUGAUUACAUAACAGUGAGGCCUACACCAUGCAGAUAACAUUAUGUACAUUGUACAUGUCACUUACUGGAAUAAACAAGUGCUAUAUACAUUCGUUAUAUAUGCAUCAUUACCAGGACACAGCCUGUCCUGAGCAGCGGUCCUGCCUGCAGCUCUCCCUACAACGUGACCACAGGCAGUGGCUGCUGGAACCUCUCAUUUCUUUUGAACAAUUAAUACUGUCCUGUUUUAUGCCCAAUGCCUGAAAACAUACAAGGACCAACCCAACACUUGAAAAAUGAUGUAACAAGUGUGUGAAUGAUACAUCCACAAAGGUCAAUCCUGUAAUACCAAAUGCAAUUAGAAGCACUGGAUAGAAAUGUGGUGAUGGAAUUAUUUUAUACAAGUCAAGUAAAUCUUCUUUACCUGAAUGGCUCCUGUGUUUGCAAGUGGCAUGAGCAUAAAAGCACUUAUCCUUUGCUAAAUUUAGUUAGCCAUUCUGCUGUUCUCUCAUAUAUUAUAUAACUCCUUCCAUCAAUUAUACAUUCAAGUAAACCUAAUAUUUCACUAAAAGUAUGUUACUCAUUAUAUGAACUUAUUCAACUAUUAUAGCUUCUGCAAUUCAAAUAUUCAUUAACAAAUUUCAUUAAUAUGGAAAUAAGGAUAUAUUUUCUGUAAAAAUACACAUAUAUUGGAAAUUUAAAGAAUUUUACUACAAACAAAUAUGUCUUUAUUAAACAUAAGGCUCAUAAUAAAUGAAAAAUAAACAUGAAGAAUUUUUUUGCAGGGAAAAAUGUGGCUAUCAUUAAGAGGACUUUUAAUGCCACCCAUAGAAAAAUUGGGAGGGGGAGUAACACCACAACUGAAAUUUAUGCUCUGUAUAAAAACAAUAUAUAAUAAUAAUGACAGUAGUAGUAGUAGUAGUAGUAGUAGUAGUAGUAGUAGUAGUA